AUGAGACGGAGUCCCAGGAGACCCCUGAUCCUGAAAAGAAGAAAACUACCUUUUCAGCUAAAUGAACCAGCAUCAGCAGACGCACACGCUCAGCCCGCCGGCUCCAAAGAACCGCCAAAACCAGCUGCCAGUCAGUGCUUUCCUGAUGGUGUCCGCAUUAUGGAUCACCCUUCCAUGUCUGGUACCCAGGUGGUUGUCAUUCCCAAAACAGCAGAUCUGCAAAGUGUAAUUGGAGCCCUCACUGCUAAAGGUAAAGAGUGUGGUGUCCAGGGCCCAAACAAGUUCAUUCUUCUGAGUCAGAGCCAGAACAAUGGCUCUUUUUGUCACGCAUCCGUGAAAGAAGAAUCAGUUCCUCCGAGCAGUGCAGCUGGACAACCAGCAGAAAGCGUACUCGGCUCGCCUGAUGCCAAACCCGUCUCUGGAAUUAAAUCUAUGAAUAAAGAAGCGAAUGGCAGGCCCUUAGAUGACAGCCUUACCAACAUCCAGUGGCUGGGCAGAAUGAGCUCCUGUGCUUUAGAGCAGGAAGCUGUAAAGCAGGACCAGGAGAACCAGAGCUCAACAACCCAGGAGAACCAGAGCUCACCAUCCCAGGAUGAAUGUGCUGCAGACUGUGGCCAGCAGUCCAUGGCAGAGAGGCCUCCAUACUCCUACAUGGCCAUGAUCCAGUUUGCCAUCAACAGUAGUAACAGCAGGAAGAUGACGCUGAAAGAAAUUUACACUUGGAUCGAGGACCAUUUUCCUUAUUAUCGAGAGGUGGCCAAACCAGGGUGGAAGAAUUCCAUACGCCACAACCUCUCUCUGCAUGACAUGUUCAUUCGUGAGACGUCGCCUGAUGGUAAAACGUCUUUCUGGACCAUCCGGCCUGAGGUCAAUCGAUGCCUCACUUUUGAUCAGGUGUACAAGAUGAUGACUCCCACGAUGAGAAAAACACCAACUUGCACUGAGAGAAAAAUAAAACCUCUUCUCCCUCGAACCGAAUCCUUCUUGGUUCCCAUUCAGCUCCCUGUCGCCUCCUCUGUGUAUCUGCCAUCUUUUUCUACUUCCUUUGGCUCAGCUGGUACCAAGCGGAAACAUAACUUUUCACGAACAGCUAAGAAAGUCCGCAUAGCUCCAAAGGUGACACAAAGCGACUCCACAGCUGUGGUUCGAUCUCCUCUGAGGAACAACAGCCUAAACGUGGAGAUAAAGGAGGAACCUGUUGACGUUUCAGUAAAAUGCGAGACUCCUAAAGCACCUCCAAAGGUACAAGCCAGCAGGUCUCGUCGCAAACAGCGCCUCAACUCUCUGCAUGAGGAGCCCAUUCUCCUCUGUCCUGAUAAUACCUUCUUUGACUCGGGCGUAGCCUUUGACGCUUCAACAUUCCAGGAUCAAGAUGCUGAGUUUAAUCAGCACCAAGGACAAGACAGCCCUGACCAGGAGUUCUCCUUUAAGACCCCUAUAAAAAGUAGCAGACUCAUGACCUUUUCCACCCCUAGCAAGUCUCCUCCGAAUGUUGUGACUGAGCCAUGGAAAGUGACUCCUGUUGGCAAUCAAAGCCAAAGCGUUCUGGACUUCAGCCCCAUUCGCACACCAGGCGGUCCUGCCGUCACCCCACAGAAUGACUACACCACCUUCAGCUUCAGCAGCACCCCGUUUAAAGAGUUCUCCUUGUUCAGCUCACCCAGGGAGUUGCUCUCAACCGCUCCCGCCAGAGUCCCCCGACCGAAGGAGACGCCCGUCGAAAUCAUGCGGAGCAGCUGCUCCAGGGGGCUGCUGCAGACGGGAGCCGCCUCGCCACCUAACCGCUCGAUCACGGAGGGCCUCGUCCUGGAUACAAUGAACGACAGCCUGAGCAAGAUUCUGGUGGACAUCAGCUUCACUGGACUGGACGGCGAGGACCUCGGCACAGCCAACCUCAGCUGGUCAGAGUUCAUCGGGCACUUUUAG
Messenger RNA from Nematolebias whitei (Rio pearlfish), 1926 nucleotides. It is a transcript of the gene foxm1, whose product is annotated as forkhead box M1. The transcript has 7 exons. The record is from RefSeq and is a predicted model, not a curated record. Gene Ontology annotation, molecular function: sequence-specific DNA binding; DNA-binding transcription factor activity. Gene Ontology annotation, biological process: regulation of DNA-templated transcription; G2/M transition of mitotic cell cycle. Lineage: Eukaryota; Metazoa; Chordata; Actinopteri; Cyprinodontiformes; Rivulidae. Bases 1 to 1926 code for a protein of 641 amino acids.